AUGGGAAGAUGUGAUAUUGAAUUAUUACAAGUUGAUAAUGAAUAUUCGGCAGAUGCAGUUGAGCUUUUAAACGAUGAUCAAAUGGGAGAAUGUGAUAUUGAAUUAUUACAACUUAAUAAUACAUAUUUAAAGGAUACAAUUGUGUGUUUAGAAAAUGCUAAGAAUAAAUACUCAAUUACGCUAUUUGGUCAUAUUAUUGAUAAAGCCUUGGUUACGAAACUGCUUAUAUCAUUACUUGGUAGUGCUGGGUCAGCCAUUUUUGGAUUAAUUGUAAAAAAAAUAUCUUCAGACUUGCACAAAUAG
Molecule: messenger RNA, 303 nt
Organism: Didymodactylos carnosus
Lineage: Eukaryota; Metazoa; Rotifera; Eurotatoria; Philodinida; Philodinidae
Source: the annotation of a GenBank genome assembly